AUGGCCCACGAACCACCCUCCCUCUCAAACCUCAUAUCCUCCUACCCUAUUCUUUCCAGCCUCACCGAGUACGUCUCGACCUUGGAUCUUUUCCAUCUAGCCCUCACAAAUCGCUCCAACCACGCGUCUAUCCUUGGCUCCCCCGUCAUCUUCAACCGCCUUAAGCGCUCGUGUCUCUGCGACGGCCGCGGCCUGGCCAGACGCCAGAACUUCACCGGCCCGCACCGCAUCCACUACUGGAAGCUCAAGCUCAAGCAGGAGCCCAGGAUCGACUUCGAUGAGCCCAUCGAGGUGCGGCUGUUCAACCUCAAAUGCGACGAGACGGGCGCCCUGCCGUGCGUCAGGUGCGGCAUCAACAUUUGCGAAGAGUGCAGGGACUACCCGCGCUGGCCGAACCGCUCCAUCUACUCCUUUGGCCGGCCGCAUCUCAAUGAGCCGUGUCAGUCUUACAAUGUCAUGUGCUUGUGCCCGCCGUGCGACGAGAAGCAGGAGAAAGAGAUUGAGGGGAAGUUUUUGAAUGAGAGGUGUGACUGUAACGUCUACAGCCGUUGGAUCUGCCUGAAAUGUGCCAGAGAGUUCGACCGCGAGGCGGGCAGGUAUUACAACGAGCACACUGAGUUUGAGGGGGGCUGGGCGGAGGACGAUUCGGACGAGCCCAUCACCAAACUGUUGCAUGAUCAUCAACAUGAUCGCGCUUUCUGGUGCAAAUGUGGCGCUACUGUUCCUGACGAGAUCGAUCCCAGGUGUAUGUGGUGUAAGCGCCGUCACCGGCCCGAGGUAGAGUGGUGGAAUGAGGCGACAGAGUUGAAAAGGGCCGGAACUUCUGGAAAUCCCUUCUACGACCUCGGUUACCCCAACUGGGUGACUGAUGACGAUGGGAAGUAUCCCACUCCCUAUCCGAAGCUGGGUUAUGACCGACCCGGCGAAGAUUCUCCUGCACCUUUGUGA
Messenger RNA from Colletotrichum gloeosporioides, 948 nucleotides. RefSeq lists its product as uncharacterized. The transcript is spliced from 3 exons. Bases 1 to 948 code for a protein of 315 amino acids. The record is from RefSeq and is a predicted model, not a curated record. NCBI's taxonomy places the organism in Eukaryota, Fungi, Ascomycota, Sordariomycetes, Glomerellales, Glomerellaceae.